ACAGAGCUGGUAGACGACCGUAACCUCCUUGACAAAGUGUCUGACCCUCAGCAGAGCAUCGGGCUGUCCCAGUCUCACAGCUGCAUGGAGUUGUGCACAUUGGCAGACCCUGAGUCCAGUCACAUGACACUGUAUGAGAAGGAAGAGAUUCCACUGGAACCUGGCACAGUCAUGAGGACAAGACAAGAGAUAGAAGACAGACAAAGGUAU
This is a messenger RNA of Lymnaea stagnalis (great pond snail), 210 nucleotides long. The record is from the annotation of a GenBank genome assembly. NCBI's taxonomy places the organism in Eukaryota, Metazoa, Mollusca, Gastropoda, Lymnaeidae.